AACGUGCUUGCCGACUCAUUUUGCCGCGUUUGAUUACAUACGCGUCUUAAUUAAAAUAUCAACGCAAAAGCUUUGGCUCACUGAUGAGAAUACACUCUUCCAUGAAAUAAUUAGUGGAUUCGGUUGUUCGCAUUCUUUCGUUGUUGAAAAUCACACGAAAUGACGUUAAUCUGAACACUUGGAUUUAUCACGCGUAAUUAUUAUCGAGCACGUCUUUGAUAUAAAAGUGCUUGAACGUGCGGUCACGAGAGUCAUAAAACUUUGGUGAACAGCGAACAAGUGUGUAUGCUGACCAGCAAGUCAGAACGAAACCUGAUCAGUCUGCUUACGAAUCAAUUAACAUAAACUGAGUAUGAAGAAUUAUACUCCGCUUUUAUCCAUUUUGCAAAUCAUAACUAUCAGUGUUAGUCAACCAGUACAGAGUCCAUAUGAUUCUGAUGACAGCAGUAUAGGCAAUGUUCACAACCAGGAAUAUGAGAAAGUCUCUGUCCCAUCAACUUGUAAUAGUAACCAAUACUUUGAUGAAGAACAAGAGCAUUGCUUAAAUAUAGCUGGAGGUGGUACAUUACUUUAUAUAGAUAAGGCAAAAUCAUGUGGUGUAAAUGUGUUGAAGCCCCACUGCAGCAAUCCCAAACAUUAUUAUAUUUGCAAAAAUAAUAAAGCAAUAUUGGCUCAAUGUGGAGAAGAUCAGCAAUUUAGCUAUGAUUUACAAAAAUGUAUCUCCAAUCACCAGGAGCAAGCCACUAAAGGAAUUUAUUCAGAAAGAAAAAUAUUUGAUUCUAUGAAACUGCCUACAUGCGAAAAAUCUGGAUCAUUUCUGGUACCGGAAGAUUGUGCUUUAUUUUACACUUGCGAAAUUAAGGAUGGUCGUUUGAUCCAAUUCAUUUUCAAAUGUCCAAAUACUAUGAUCUACGAUGCAGAAAUGCAAAUAUGUAGCUUUUAUGCCAAAUGCAAUAACACAAAUUUAAACAGCUCUUCAGUGCCAUGUGAAUCUGACACAGAGAAAGGAAGAAUUCUAUCACGAAAAGAAAAUGACUCCAGAAAUAUUAACAUAUUAAAUGAAACUUCAACCACUGGUUACAGUUCAAACCCUCCGCAAUUUACAAAAGAAGAUACAACUGUAGCAACAAAUAAUUAUGAGAGUAUUGCUACUGAUGAAUCCAACAGUUUUGAUACCUUAAAUUCAACAGAAAAUAUUUUGGAUACAACAUAUUCUUUAAGUACUAUUGAUCCUAUUGCUUCUACAACUUCAGAAGAAUUAAAUUUGUCUUUUCAAACGGAAACUACUUAUCCAUCGUUUCAAACUUCUACUUCAGAAACAACUACUGAAGAUUUCAUAACAAGUACUUUAUACUCUACAAGUAGUAUAGAUGAAUCUGAAGCAUUUACUUCAUCUACAGAAACAACAAGUGCAGCACCAUUGCAAACUUCUACUGAAAUAGAGUUAAACUUAAAUAACCAAACUGAUGCAGUGAUAACAAGUACUAUGAAUCCUACAAGUUAUUCGCAAACUAUUGAUCCGUUUGCGACUUCGAACGAUAUGAGUAUGACUACAGAAAUUAAUAUAAAUGAAUCAUUAAUAAAUUCUAGUACUAAACCAGAAACGUCAGAUCAAAUAAAAAAAUUUACUGAACAUUCAACUACCGAAUUCAGUUCGACUGACUUUACUUCCACAAUUUCGUCUAUUAAGUUAUCUGUGUCUCCUCAGUAUAACGGAGAAACUACAACUUCCAACUUUUUUGCAUUAGAUGAUUUGUUUGUUCAUAAAUUACCUACUACAACCACUGACCCAAGUAUUUCUAUCAGCACACAUAAAGAUUUACUACAAACUGAUAGCAUACUAACAAAAAGUAUCGAAAGUAAUAAAUCAAAAGAAAAUUCUACGUCUUCUGCGUUAUUAGAUGCAACAAUACCUGAUACCACGAUCGUUGAUAAAAGUGCAUUCUCAUCUAGUACUGAUGCAGCGAAUUAUUUUACUACAGUGACUCCAAAAAAUGUGACCUACGAUGAUGAGCUAAUUGAUACUCCUAGCGAUAUGAAGGAGAUCUUGCAAAAUUUCACAUCAACCUUAAGUGCCGUGUCGUCAUUGGAAUCAAUUUUAGCAACACUAAAUAAUAACAGUACACUAAACAAUAUAAACAAACAACCAUGUGAAGAAAUAUUACGGUCUUUACUUGCAGAUAUAAAAAAGCGUGAAUCAUUUUUAAAAACUGAAACUGAUGCAGAGAAACAAAAUGUAACUGUAUCCCAAAACGUAAAUUCUAGAAGAAGAAUAUUAUCACAUAUUGCAUUACCUCUAGCGUCAGCUGUAUUAAAUAUCACGGACAGAUUCGAGCAUCGUAUAAGAAAUAUUCUGAGGGGAAUUUCUACAGCUCGUACAUAAAUCCAAAAUAGAUAUUUAUUUAUAUAAAUUUAAGUUUGAGUAUUAAGUUAAAAUAUUUGUCAAAGUUAUAUAUACAUAAAACGAUCAUAGAUGUAAGGAUAAAAAUUAAUGUUAUAUUUAUUUAAAAAUAUAAUAAAUAUAUGUCUAUUUAUUAGUUCAGUAGUCCAGUAUUAAUUCCCAAAUUUUUGUUUAGAUAUAAAUAUUCUGUUGCUAUACAAUGAAAGUUAUCUGAUUUAAAUACUGAUAAUACCGGUCAUUGUACUAUAGGUCAAAAUUAUACUAGAGUCAUGUACUUUCUCUAUCCUGUUCAUUUACUAAAUUGUAGUAUAUACCCGCCUUCUUUAAUAAUUCUGCAUGAGUACCCAUCUGUAAG
Nomia melanderi (Alkali bee) is the source of this 2756-nucleotide messenger RNA. RefSeq lists its product as uncharacterized. Lineage: Eukaryota; Metazoa; Arthropoda; Insecta; Hymenoptera; Halictidae. Gene Ontology annotation, cellular component: extracellular region. Gene Ontology annotation, molecular function: chitin binding. The record is from RefSeq and is a predicted model, not a curated record.